Molecule: messenger RNA, 1344 nt
Organism: Purpureocillium lilacinum
Lineage: Eukaryota; Fungi; Ascomycota; Sordariomycetes; Hypocreales; Ophiocordycipitaceae
Source: RefSeq, a predicted model, not a curated record
AUGGGUUCGCGAACUGACAGCUCCAAAAUCGACGCAGCGCCCCUUGGGCAGCCGCUGCAAUUCGCAUUCAGCAGCAAGACGGCGAAGAACCGCUUCCUCAAGGCCGCCAUGACGGAGCGCCUCUCGUCCUGGGACCCGCGCGACCUGCCCAGCCGCGGCGUGCCCUCCCAGGACCUCGUCAAUGUCUACCGCCGCUGGGGCGAGGGCGACUGGGGCCUCAUCCUCACGGGCAACAUCAUGAUAGCCUACGACCAGCUCGAGGCCGCGGGCAACCCCAUCGUCCCGCGCGACGCUCCCUUUUCCGGCGAGCGCUUCGACGCCUUCAAGGACCUCGCGACCGCCGCGAAGAAGAACGGCAGCCUCAUUGUCGCGCAGGUGAGCCACCCGGGCCGCCAGGUCUCCCAGGAUAUCCAGCAGACUCCCAUCUCGGCAAGCGACGUGCAGCUCGAGGGCGAGGUGAUGGGCAUGCGCUUCGCCAAGCCCCGGCCCAUGGAGAAGAAGGACUUUGAGGAGGUCAUCGGCGGUUUCGCGCACGCAGCCGAGUUCUUGUACAAGGCAGGCUACGACGGCAUCCAGCUCCACGCCGCGCACGGCUAUUUGCUCGCGCAGUUCCUCGCCCCGUCGACAAACAAGCGGACUGAUCAGUACGGCGGCUCGGUGCUCAAUCGCGCGCGCAUCAUUUUCGAAAUCAGCGAAGCCAUCCGCGAGCGCGUCCCGGAUAAUUCCUUCAGCAUCGGCAUCAAGGUCAACAGCGUUGAGUUCCAGGAGGGCGGCUUCUCGACCGAGGACUGCCGCACGCUGUGCGGGGCGCUGGAGCAGCAUAGGUUCGACUACGUCGAACUUUCGGGCGGCACGUACCAGUCGCUGGCGUUUAUGCACAAGCGGCACUCGACGCGCAAGCGCGAGGCCUUCUUCCUCGAGUUCGCGGACCUGAUCCUGCCGGAGCUGAAGAAGACCAAGGCGUACGUCACGGGCGGGCUGCGCUCGACCGAGGGCAUGGUCAAGGCUCUGGAGACGGUUCAGGGCGUCGGCCUCGGCCGGCCGGCCUGUCAGGAGUUUGAUCUGCCCAAGAAGAUCUUGAGCGGCGACGCGAACGGGGCGAAACAUUAUCUGCUCGACGAGGAAGACUUUGGGCUGACCAAUGUCGCGGCGGGGACACAGAUGCGCACCGUUGGCAAAGACAAGCAGCCUCUGGACCUAAGCCGAGAUGACCACAAGCACAUUUUCUUGGAAUCGCUGCAGAAGUGGUGGCAAGGAAUGGCGAGCAACAAGGAUGGGUCCAAGUACGGGUUCAUCGACAUAGAAGGCAUCAAGCUGCAGCCGUACGGGACAGCAUACCCUUAG